Ruditapes philippinarum (Manila clam) is the source of this 1025-nucleotide messenger RNA. RefSeq names its product mediator of RNA polymerase II transcription subunit 21-like. Bases 93 to 518 code for a protein of 141 amino acids. The transcript has a single exon. Gene Ontology annotation, cellular component: mediator complex. Gene Ontology annotation, molecular function: transcription coregulator activity. The record is from RefSeq and is a predicted model, not a curated record. Gene Ontology annotation, biological process: regulation of transcription by RNA polymerase II. Lineage: Eukaryota; Metazoa; Mollusca; Bivalvia; Venerida; Veneridae.
UCGUAAUAUUUACACGUCGUGAUAAUUUCUACUUAAUUAAAAACAAAAGAACAAAAUUGUUAAAAAUUGAAUAUUCUUAGCUAUUUGUAGACAUGGCCGAUCGCUUGACACAGCUGCAGGAUGCAGUUAAUCAGAUGGGAGAACAUUUCUGUAAUAGUGUCGGAAUAUUACAACAGUGUGCGCCUCCAUCUCCGUUUCAGAACUUUGAUAAAUUAGGAGGCAAGUCACCAGUUCCCCCACCUCCACAGGAAGAUUACGCUGCUAUGUUUUCCAAAUUAAUCGCUAGAACAGCCAAAGACAUUGACGUCCUUAUAGACUCAUUACCAAGUGUGGAAUCUUCACAAGAAUUGCAACUGAAAAGUUUACAAGUUUUAGAAAUUGAAAAUCAGGAUGCAGCCAAAAAUUUGGAGGAAAUUGUGAAACAAGGAGAGCAUUUGCUACAACAAAUUCAAGAAGCUCAACAUGAUAUUGCUCAAGUACAAUUACAAUGUCAGGCUCUAAUGGGAAAUCCAACUUGAUACAAGUACCUGAGAGCAGAGUGUGAUAUAUUAUAUCUUCUGUCGACAGCGUGGAACUUGGAUAUUUUCUGUCAAGACUCAAGUUUAUGGAAUGUGUUUUUGAUUCUGAAAACUGCAUUACACUGAUGAAUAUAUUCUAAAAAGUAAACUAUUGAAUGGUUUUAAGACAUCAACAGUUUAAGGUUCUCGAAACAUUAAAGUUAACAAACAUUUAUCAUGACUUAAGAAAACAGCAACAUUCUAUGUGAACAUGACUGCAACAUUUUCAGCUAUGAAUACUUAAGACUUUAACUCUCCCGGAUGUGUUAUGAUAAGGAGAUUGUAUUUGACUAACAACAUACAGUGAACUGUGUAUUGUUUUGUUUUCGUGUCUAUAUCAUUACAAAUGUAUAUGCAUUGACAAUUAGAAUUACCAUAAUGAUACCAGAAAUAAAAUUGCUGUAAAGUCGUAUAUAAGUAUUCAUUAUAAUGAUACCAGAAAUAAAAUUGCUGUAAAGCCGUAUAUAA